UUCUAACAUCUCGUUUCACGCGAUUUUAAUUACUUGUCAGUAUACAUUGUGCAGUUUUACUAAUAUACAGUAGAUAAAUGUGAAUAUUAUCUUUUAACACAAUAAAUUUCAGUCAGUAUCAAAAAACGUUACCCUAUAUUUAAAUGUGACUGAUCUCGUUUAAUCCGAUUCUUGUCUUUCAAAAAGUUUGUCUGUGCAAGUCUGUACACCAAAAGACAGAGAUGGACUCUUACCUUGAACUGGGCUUCUGCGGUGCAGCGCGUAUCGUCUCUGAAGGGAUUGUUGAGCGAGUACAAAAGUUGAUCCGUAUAUCGUAUAGUAUUAUUGUUUCCAUAUUGUUAAUAUAAAGGGCUACGCGUUCGUAACUUGUUAUGCACAAAGUAAUGCAAAUGGAAGAAAACCUCCGCCUCACGUUGUAACCUGUUCAAAUUUUGGACGCCGCAUCCGGGGUUGCUGGUACGUCACACUGGAAGCAGGAAGUCUGCUGUCUGUUUACAUUUUGUACCGCUCACGUUGGCUCCAUUUUACACUCUUUUCAUUGGCUGAUGCUCACUCGUAACUCCACCCCAACGCGUAUGUACAACCCAAUCGAUUCUUUGCAUAUUGGUGACCGCAGCCUCAAAUAAAUUAAGGCGAUUGUGCACAUACAUUAAUAAAUAAAUCAAAGCUAAAACUUCGCAAUAAUGGAAGAAAUAAUAAAUAUUGUGUCCGUUGCUGCUCAGUUUAUUUUUAUAUGGAUCAUCAGUAUGAAAAAUCUAACAAAAAAGCCUAACGUGCAGACGCCUGAAGAGAAAAUUUAUAUUCGUCCUUUCGAUGUAAUCCUCCUUUUCUUAGCCAGUGUGGAAGCUAUUAAUGGAUGUAUAAUUUUGCAACAUAUAGAUAUACAUCAGGAGGAACGAUGAAACGUCCGCGGUUUCGAAUCUGAAAGCGAUGCCCCUGGAGGGCCGACUCGGCGGACGGGCGCAUGCGCUGUAGCAGGGGUGCCGGUACAAUUUAAGACUUGGCGCCGGCGCCCACUGAUGCUCGCUCACUCUGCAGAGUCACACUCCUCCGCUAUCAGCUCUUUUUCAGCAGGAUGUCAAGGCGCAGUGUUCGAUUACAAGCCAGAAAUGACAUUGGAUGUUCCCCAAGAAGCAGUACAACUAGAAAAAGGAGAUCUGAAAUACAAAUAGACGAACCGGAGGUAACAGUAAUCAAGAAACAUAACUACGAAAUACAGAGCUGUUGGGCACCUGGAGUUUCGAGUCCUUGCAUCCUAAUUGAGACACCUCACAAAGAAAUUGAGACCACCACAGAUUUCUCUGGGUUUAAACAAUAUAGAUUUAAAAACCUAUUUAUAAAGCCAUCACCUUUGCCAUAUCUUAGCUGGGCAAAUUCUGAUGAUGUGUGGUUAAGAAUGUUAAAUAAAGAAGUAAAAUACACUCACAACAAAGGCUUUCUAUAUCAGCAUCCAAUGCUGCAACCAAAAAUGAGGGCCAUUCUUCUUGACUGGCUGCUAGAGGUAUGUGAAGUAUAUUCACUGCAUCGGGAAACUUUCUAUUUGGCUCAAGAUUACUUUGAUCGGUUUAUGGUAACACAGGAGAAUAUCAAUAAAAAUAUGUUACAACUAAUUGGAAUUACAACACUCUUUAUUGCUUCCAAAAUUGAGGAAAUUUACCCUCCCAAAUUACACGAGUUUGCCUAUGUAACGGAUGGUGCAUGCACCGUUGAAGAAAUUAUAGAUAUGGAAUUAAUUGUAUUAAAGGCAUUAAACUGGGACUUAUGCCCAGAGACUGUUAUCUCAUGGCUAAAGUUAUAUAUCCAGAUGGCUUCUUUAGAUGAAGAAAGGAAUGUCUUACUACCUCAAUUUCAUCAAGAGACGUUUAUUCAAAUAGCACAACUUUUAGAUUUAUGCAUUCUUGAUAUCAAUUGUUUGGAGCAUCAGUAUGGCGUAUUGGCAGCUGCUGCAUUUUACCACUAUACGUCCUUUGAGCUGGUUCAGAAGGUGUCAGGACUUGAUUGGGAUUCUAUUUCAAACUGUGUAAACUGGAUGUUACCCUUUGUUCAAACUAUAAAGGGAGACUCGCCUGCAGUCCCAAAGGAAUUUAAGAAGAUUGCAACGGACGAUAGACAUAAUAUCCAAACUCACACAAACUACUUGGCAAUGCUGGAUGUUGCACUAAAGAAACAGACUGAAGUUUCACCAGGAUGUUUAUCUCCAGCAUCUGUGGGAGGAAUCCUGACUCCACCAAAAAGCACUGAAAAGUUAUCAUCUUGUACCUUAAGUAAGCAAUCGUCUAGCCGCCUUCCUUACUCUCCCUAAAAAAAAAAAAAAACACAGCUUGAAGAACA
Molecule: messenger RNA, 2331 nt
Organism: Polypterus senegalus (gray bichir)
Lineage: Eukaryota; Metazoa; Chordata; Cladistia; Polypteriformes; Polypteridae
Gene: ccne2
Product: cyclin E2
Exons: 12
Coding region: 1076-2302 (408 amino acids)
Biological process (GO): regulation of cyclin-dependent protein serine/threonine kinase activity; G1/S transition of mitotic cell cycle
Cellular component (GO): cytoplasm; cyclin E2-CDK2 complex; centrosome
Molecular function (GO): cyclin-dependent protein serine/threonine kinase regulator activity
Source: RefSeq, a predicted model, not a curated record